UUUCGCUGCCAUCUUUUCGGCGUGUAUUUAUAAAACUGUUGAUUUGUCUACAUAAUUUCGUAAUUUCAUUGAAUUAUCACUAAUUUGUGUGAUUCUACUGUAGUUACUAUAAGCUAUAUUAGUACGCUGGCAAAAUGUAUUCUCUCGUGGGCUACGGAAGUGAUGAUGACGUAGAAUCAGAACGAAGCGCUCCUCAACAAUCCACGACUGAAUAUUGUAGGUGGCAGCGGGCAGCCGUCGCCGGGAAGAUGAUACGAACUACGAUGACGUCAACAUGGACAUGAGUGAGGACUCGCAGGCCGGGGAGUCGGAGCCCGAGCUGCCCCCAGUCGAGCCACGCUCAUCGACGAACUCCAAAAGGGAAGAAAGACACAGUUCAAAUGAGAGUCGCGAACGCGCGCGCUCCCGAGACAAGGACAGGGAGCGCGGGAGGGACAGAGACAGGGAGAGAGCGCGGCGCGACGGGCGGGGGGAGCGCGGGAGGGACAGAUCAGAGAGAGACCGCCGACGCAGCCGCGACAGCUUGUCGAGGCGAGGCCUGCUGGGAGACAAGCCCGACGACAGUAAGGUGCCAGCCUUGAUGGACCUGAAGCCGUUUGGUGGCACGUCGCCCCCGGGACACGACCUCAAGAGGUCGCACGACGCCAGGGACGCCGCCUCGCCCCGGUUCGUUGACCGCGACCGCCGCGACAAAGACCGCGAGAGGGAGAGGGAGAGAGAGAGGGACAGGCACAGCCGGAGGUCCGAGGAGAAGAGGUCGUCGAGCGCGCGCCACCCGGAGCGGCGGGAGCGCUCCCGGUCGCGCGGCCCCGCCUCCUCGCACGCCCCCAGCAAUAGUUCGAGUGAAAGACGAGAGUCUGUGUCGAUUCCACCUCCAAACGAGUUCAGGUCUACAUCUUACAAAGUCAAUAAGAAACUUGAAGUUAUGGAGAAAAUGGGUCUACAGAUCAAGCGCCCCGACGGCACGAUGGCGACGGCGCGCGAGCUGCGGGCCGGUCUGCCAGCCGACACGCAGGCCUCCAGGGUGCUCGACCAGGUAACCGUGACCCCAGUACAAAAACGCAAGCUCCUCUGGGCAAACAAGAGUAAGGCGGACACGGCAGAGGCGACCAAGUGGACGGGCACCAGGUUCGCGCAGGACGCUGACGGCAAACAAGUCUCCAAGUUCAUGAGGCUCAUGGGCAUCAAGGAACCUGCUGCGGCUCCACCGCCAGCAGCCCCGAGCAAGGAAGUGGACCCCAUCAAGAAACAGGAGGAACUGUUCCAAGCCAUGCAAGCGCAGUACGAGGUGGCCCGCGCCACCACGCACACCAUGAGAGGAGUCGGGCUUGGCUUCCAGAGGGGACAAUUCUGAACUGUUACUAAAAAAGUUAAAUGUGGAGUUGGUGUCUGUUCCGAAUGAUGUGAUCGCUGUCUCCGCGCAAUUAGGGUCCUCGGCUGUGAGGUUCCCAGAGACCGGUGCAGUCGGAUCUUACAUAGCAAGUGGCAUUGAUGUUUGUGAAGUGAUAAAUCUACAACGUUAGUGUUGUGCUAUCAGUUUGUGUUAAUUCUGCGGUGUUAAUAUAACUAUUGGAUCCUCUCUGCAUAUCGACAGAAGAAUCAUUGAAUAAAAUCAACGAAUUCUACAUAUGAAACAAGGCUUCCAACGGACACGAUGCUGUUAGUAUUGUAUAUAUACCAAAUGUGGAUUUUUAAGGAUAGUUAUAAUGGAUAGUUUUUGUUUUUUUGUUUUUUUUUUUUAUAAUAUUACUAUGUAGAAGAUUGUAAAAUCAAUUUUCGUUAUGAUUUAUAAAGCUGUGAAUGUAAUAAGUCGACAUUUUCAAGUAAUAACAUUGUGAUUCAGCCUUUUCUAAAUACAUAUAAUUUACAACAUUAUUCCUUGCAUGUGUCGAUGUUAAUGUUAAGCGUCAUAGGGCUCGCUCAUGCAGUAAUUUCAACACAAACAAUUUUAGAACUAGAUAUAUGAAUAAUAAAAUUAACGCAUUGACUGUCGUGUGGGUCACCGGUGCCCUACGGGGCGCAUUGAAGUAAUUCUGUCGAUUUCUGUUACUAAGGCGCUAGGAUUGCCUAACUUUGGCUACUUUAGAUUUUGUUAAUGUAUGUUUUAGUAUUUUAGGUCUUUUAGAAAUGGAUUCAAUCUCAGUACCUUUGGAUUCGUGUUUUCCAGAGUUUACUAGAUAUUCUGAUGGGGUCUGGUGACCUAUAUUGCUGUCAAAGGAUUAAAUAAUAAAUAUAAUGUGAUAAUUAUUUUUGUUAUAAUUUAGAAUUUUGUAAAUCUGUCUGAUCUUAAGGUAAUGGAAGGCCAGUUACGAGGCCUUUUAGACCACGUUGCUAACAUAAUACGGUCUUUAAAAAACUCAAGCUCGCAAAUGUCGCAGGCAGCGCAGUACUGGCAUUCAUUGCAAAGCUUUCGAAGCCACACAUGUCCUAAGCUCUUAUCACGAUUGUUCGACUAAAUCUAAACGGUCUUAUUCUUGCUCACCCCACGACAUCAGACUGUGAGACGGUAAGUGUGGUCAAGUCCAGGCGAUUGGCUCCAGAGCAUACUUAUUUUGC
Molecule: messenger RNA, 2556 nt
Organism: Bombyx mandarina (wild silkworm)
Lineage: Eukaryota; Metazoa; Arthropoda; Insecta; Lepidoptera; Bombycidae
Source: RefSeq, a predicted model, not a curated record